Molecule: messenger RNA, 625 nt
Organism: Rosa chinensis
Lineage: Eukaryota; Viridiplantae; Streptophyta; Magnoliopsida; Rosales; Rosaceae
Product: cytochrome c oxidase-assembly factor COX23, mitochondrial
Exons: 3
Coding region: 139-357 (72 amino acids)
Cellular component (GO): mitochondrion; respiratory chain complex IV
Source: RefSeq, a predicted model, not a curated record
UUUUUUUUGGGUCUGAAUUUCCGUGCUUGCUCGGGCCUCCCUUACCUUAUUGCAUUUAAUCUUAAAUCAAGAGAGCCGAGUGGCCCGAGUCGCCGCGAGUAGAGGGUAGAUAGAAGAACUGAAGAAGGAGCAAUAGCAAUGGCGUCAUCGAGUGCGUCAACACCUCCAUAUCCAAGCGCUGCUAGAAUCUCUGAUUCUCAAUGUUAUCAGCAGUACACUGCCUCUCUCAAAUGUCUAGAAAAAUAUCACUCAGACAAGAGCAAAUGUCAAGAACAUUUUGAUAUUUAUAAAGAAUGCAAGAAAAAGGAGAGAGAAGCUCGAUUGGAGCGAAACAAGAGUAGGUCUCUUUUCUCUUGAAUUCCUUUCAUGAUCUAUAACUCGUAUCAUAAGGUGCAAAUGUUAGAUUUGAGCUCAUCAGGAUUGGUAUUAGAUACCCAGGCAAAUGAUAUAGCUGGUUCUGUGUAACUUGUCCAAGUUUGUGCCAUUUGUAAAGGACGAUGAAUAUUUUGUUAUUUUGUUUGGAAUGUUGAUGGUAGUUAUACUGUUAACCAUGUGUAGAUCUUUGCAAGAUUAGAAGUUCAAAACAAAAAAAUAAAAUAAAAACAGAAUCGUUACUGUAGCCACA